Molecule: messenger RNA, 839 nt
Organism: Momordica charantia (bitter melon)
Lineage: Eukaryota; Viridiplantae; Streptophyta; Magnoliopsida; Cucurbitales; Cucurbitaceae
Product: thioredoxin-like 3-1, chloroplastic
Cellular component (GO): chloroplast stroma
Source: RefSeq, a predicted model, not a curated record
ACAAAAAAAAAAAAAGAAAAAACAAAGAAAAUAGAAAAUGAUUCCCUGAAAUCUAGAGAGAGAAAAAAUAGAGAAGAGGAGAGAGAAAUGUCUAUUUUGGCGGCCAGUUCUCAGAUUGUGUACCGAGAAGUUCACCACAGAGAUCCGCAGCAAAUUGCGAGCACUGGGAGUGGGAACUGCUGUUUCGUGAACACAAAUUGUGGGUCCCCAUUAUUCCAUCGGAGAAUUCAAGAUCGCCGGAGAGAGUUGAGGGCGGAGGCCGGAUUCUGGCCGGACUUGUCCCGCCCCGCGGCGGAGGAGAUGGCGCCCAUCCACGAUUCCGACCACCUCGAUCGGAUUUUGCUGCAGGCGCGGGACCAAUCUCAACCCGUACUUAUCGAUUGGAUGGCAACUUGGUGCAGGAAAUGCAUCUACUUGAAGCCUAAAUUGGAGAAACUUGCUGCUGAUUACGUAGCCAAAGCGAAAUUCUACUAUGUGGACGUGAAUAAGGUCCCUCAAUCUCUAGUGAAACGUGGAAACAUCUCUAAAAUGCCAACAAUUCAGCUUUGGAAGGAUGGAGAGAUGAAAGCAGAAGUAAUUGGAGGGCACAAGGCUUGGCUUGUGAUUGAAGAAGUUAGAGAAAUGAUCCAAAAGUUUGUUUCAUAAUUCAGUUUCAAAAGGAAUAUAGAGACAUUCUGUUGAUUAGCUCAUCCUUAAUUUCAACUUCCCUUAGUGCUAAUGGCUUCUAAAAAUCUUCAUUAUUUUCUAAUGUAUGCGGUUAUCUUUGUAAACUUUAAUGUACRUAUAUAAAACAUGUCAAUGUUGAUGAAAAUAUAAAAUAUGCAAAUAUUGAUGGACUA